This is a messenger RNA of Porites lobata, 7104 nucleotides long. NCBI's taxonomy places the organism in Eukaryota, Metazoa, Cnidaria, Anthozoa, Scleractinia, Poritidae. The record is from the annotation of a GenBank genome assembly.
AUGUCCUCUCCAUCCCCAGGAAAGAGGCGAAUGGACACGGAUGUCAUAAAGCUGUAUCCUUGUAGAAGUUCUUGGUACAGAUUAUUGAUUAGUCGUGCUUUGGUUGGCAAAGUCACGAGCCAUAAUGGCGCUUUCUGUACAUAUCCUGUUGUUUUUUUUUUCUGUGUCUAUCUCGUUAUUCCUUGACUACAUUCUCAUCAGAAUUGAAAGCAAGCACGAAGUGACAAUACUUGGUGGUUUAAAUGAAUUUAUUGUGAAGUUUUUUGGCCCUAGUGGAAGUAAGUGCGAACAUAUUUUCAUGUUUUGAAAUGGCUCUCCAUGAACUUUAAUGUUGUCUUGUGUCUCCGCAUUGCUUGAAGCGCAAAUUAUUUGGGAUGCAUGGGCACAAUUGUAGCCGAAAUCACUUGAGGAUAUUAUUGAUUGAGAGCAAUUGUGUUAAAAUGUUGUUGCCAACUAAACCGAUCCAAAGCUUCUAUGGCUUUUACAGGCAGAGCUACUCUGGUCAUUAUAAAUUAUAAAUCGAUAUCAGCGAUAAUAUUUUUUUCUUGAAAUUUAGAAAGUGCAAUCUACCCUGUUGGUUAGUGUCACAGAGAUUUCAGUCUGAUAUUGAAUUCAAUAGGCGAAUAGGAAGUGAUUAAACAAGGCUAGUUGGAGGGCAAGAAGGCAUCGGUUUUCCAAUGGGCACAAUAUGGCUAGCUUGUUUUGUUUUGGGGAAAAAUGCCGUGUUAGUAAGGAAUUUAUCUCGUACAUCUAUUUGCAUUUUAGUCGCUUAUUUGUCCCAGCUGAUAAACUGCUGUUAUAUUUAAAUAAAUACUCUUUGAAAGAAUUCUAUGUGUUUCACUUCUUUGGCACUUGCAUAGAUUUCUUUUUCUUAUUGGGUAGUUGUUAUAAUUUGGGACUCUGGACUUUGCGGUAGAGUUCAUAGGGCUAUGUUUACAUGUAGCAUUUAAACAUGCAAAAUUGGUGUGUUGAUUUUAUAACAAGGUGGAAUCUGAUUAUUCUGCAUUCAGGUGACACUUUGAUGAAACAAUUUAAGGCUGGUGCCCUAUAGAGUGAUACAAAACCUUGCAAAUUAUGAAAAUAAUUAUAGGAAUAUAUUAAAUACUUUUUCUAUUGCUUACCAAAAAUGGCUACUCAAAGUCAAAACAUUGUGGAACCAUAAUGUCUCCACUUGCAGUCUUGUUAUUUACAUGUAGAUCUUUGAUAACCUGUGUUGAAAAAGGACUUUGAUCUUCGGUAACCACAAGCUUAAGAAAAUUGGAAUUAAACAGACCCUUUUUUCAUUGCUUGGGGAGAACCACAAUAUUGUUACACCUGUAUACCCUCAGGUAAAUUUGUUAACUUCUCUAUCAAAAUAAUUUAGCCAGGUGACUGGUUUCUAGAAAUGGCAAAAUGCCUUUUAUAAAAUGUCAGAAGUACAUGUGAGGCACUUCAAAAAAAAAACAACUUGAAAAUGUAUCAUUUUAUAAGUUGCUAUUUACAAUAAAAUUAUUAUUUUGAUCUGAUAGAAUUUGUAUGUUAGGCACCUGGCCCUGGUUGUUCAAACGUUGGAUAGCACUAUCCACCGGAUAAAUCACUAUCCAGCGGAUAAGAAUUAGGGAAACCAAUUGUGCUAUCCAUUGGAUAGAUUUUUAUCCUGUGGAUAGCGCUAUCCAACGUUUGAACAACCGCAGCCUGGAAACUACAGAAAAAAGUAAAAUCAGAGAAUAAUAGGAUAUCAACAUCCUGAAUCCUUGGAAACAAUGUCAAUUUCACAAUGAAGGUUUAAUUAUUAUUCUGGUUACAUCUAUUAACUGGAAUUUGCCUUUGUGCCAGCCAAAGUAACUUUGACCCCACUGAGCUUUUUAACUAUGCUGAGCUUACAGUAAAACGUCAAAUUAUGUGGGUCUAGGAAUGCAGUAGAAUUCAUCAUUUUGACAAAAUAAUUGCAGCUGGUUUGGGACCCAAGAUGAAAAGAGGUUAAGAUUCAAGCAAUGUCCACCUGAUCAGGAAGUGACAAGGAGUGGUGAACCAUAACAUGGCCAACAAAUUGAUCAAGUGAUCAAGUUUCUCUAAACACAAAAACAAUGUAUUUAGAAAAAAAGUGUUAACAUCAUUAUAGGAACGUCAGCUCACACUCAGAUUUGUCCCUUUUUACCUAAUCUGUUCAGGCCUUUACGAAGGUGGUGUUUGGAAAGUGAGGGUCGAUUUACCUGAAAAAUACCCAUUCAAAUCUCCAUCCAUAGGUAAGCCAUGUACAGCUGUAUUUAUCUUUAGAUUUACCUACUGUCACUGAGAUUUGCAAUCACUUCAUUCCUUUGUAACAACGCUUCUUUGCAAAGAGUUGAUGAAAAUUGUGUUGAAGCCCUGGGACCAGUUACACAAAUAUUGAUGUCCAAUAUAACUUGUAACAUCUGAAUUUCAGCCCACUGAAGUCCUGACAUUGGGUUUUGCAACAGGUCCCUUUCAGAAAGUUUUGUGAGGAAGCUGAAUAUUUUUUUUCUAGUACAUGCAGUGGAUCUGAAUUUGAUUCAUGCUGCUAAUAGGUUGUAACUGAUUUUCACACCAUCAUAAAGAGAAUGUACAAAUUUGUAAUCUGUUUUUUUUUUUACAAUGCAGUGUAUUGAAGAAAUAUGGUUUAAUACAUUUUUAUAUCACCACCUCUAAACUUCUUCAAUACUGUCUUCCAAUACAACUCACUUUUUUAGUGAUGAUGACCAUGUUUGAAGUACAACUGUCACGUGCCAAAAUGGGAAUUGAAAUUAUUUAAUUUUGUGUUUUCUGUGGUCAAUCCUGAUAAAACUUGACUUUGAUAUAUUUUUUCUUUUACUUUUUUCUAAGGUUUUAUCAACAAGAUUUUCCAUCCAAACAUAGACGAGGCGUAAGUUUUUCUGUUUCAUUGUUUUAUUCUGUUGCAAACAAAAGUAGUACUUCAAAUAUGCUAGUAAUGAGGUAUUGACGGUCUGUAACAUCUUCGUAGUUCUGGGACAGUUUGCCUUGAUGUGAUCAACCAAGCUUGGACUGCGUUGUAUGGUUAGUGCUGGUAAAAGAUAAUGAGAUUGAAGAAGAAUAAAUCUUUAACAGUGAAACAUCGAUUUAAUGAACCUUUAUAUGUCGCAGUGCCCCAGUAACAGUAAAAUAUACUGAAAAGAACUUCAAUGAUGAAACCUUGUUAUAGCGAACAUAUUUUGCCAGUCUCUUGGCCCUUCAUUAUAUCGAGGUUCCACUGUAUUUUAUUUGUGUGUGUGCUGAUCUGGAACGCACAACCCUAGAAGCUGUACAUGUUAUUCUUUGCAUGAUAUAUGACUGAUUCAUGAAAAGGGAAGCAAAAGGACUUCCUACUGUGACAGUGGUUUGGAUACCUGGAGUAAAAAUUAUAAACAUGAAUGAUUUUGGCAAACUUCUUUUUUCUAGUUUUGUUUUGAAGUUUGUGUGCUAUUACUAUUUCCAAAGGACCCAAUACAAGUAAGAGUGUCUCACUGGUUAUCCAAACACCUUAAAUUCUUUUUUGACGAAUUCACUAUUUGGAGAUUACAAUGAGACAAUCCAUUUGCUAGUGUUUAUUGUAUGAUUGUACUGACUUUGAACAGGGAGAAAAAGGGGUAAAUUAAGUAUGGCUAAUGUCCAUGUUGUAAGUAUCCAUUAUGACAUAUUAUUUUCCUUGAAAUCACCUUCAUUGUCAGUAGCUUUAAGCAAGCUGGAAUGUUCUGCUGUAUAAUAUAUAGAUUGAAGCAUUUUUUGUGUCUUUGUGCAGUUUAUAUUAAAAAAUCUGAUCAGUAAAUGCAGGAUUUCAUUUCUCAAAUCCUUGAAACCUUAUUGUUUGCUCUACCUUUUUUGUGAUUUGGGUCUGUUAAUGAUUUCUGUUUUUUUGACCAUGUCAGAUUUGUCAAACAUCUUUGAGUCUUUUUUACCUCAACUUCUGUCUUACCCUAACCCUGUUGAUCCCUUGAACGGAGAUGCAGCCGCUCUUUACCUUCACAAACCAGAACAGUAUAAAGAAAAAAUAAAAGGUAUGAUUGAAUAAUUAGUACACUGGUAGAAAAAGUAUCAGUAAGCUUAUUUAGAGCCUUAUUCUGUGGACAUCCAUUUUUGAAAACCACUGGCCACCUAGCACAACUCAAAAACCUUGCUUGUUUGGUUUACACUGACCAAUGUAGCUUUUAUAGUUCUGUGUUUUUUUCUCUUUAAUUCCUUGGGAACUUGCUACUGAGGAUUGUGUGUAUAAAUUCCUUUCAAAAGGAAGUUAGUGGACGAGAAACUGUGCCAUGUUAUGAUAAUGACAAAGAGGUUUGAGUGCAGUUUUGUCAUCAAAGGAUUUUAUCCACAGACAGUGAUCGACUGAAAAUUAGAACUACAUUCUUUGUCUUCAUUAUAAUUUGUAAAGUGAAACGAUUAUUCUAAUAUGGUGACUUCAUUGUUACUAGAAUAUAUUAAGAAAUAUGCAACAGAAGAGGCAUUGAAAGACCAAGAGGAAAUGUCAUCAUCAAGUGAAAGUUCAAUUAGUGACUUUUCAGAAGAUGAAGCUCAAGACAUGGAGCUCUGACAUCAGAGGACUCACUUUUGUAUCUUAGGAUAACAAAAUUAAUAAUUAUUAAUAAUAAUAAUAAUUAUAACAUACUAUUAUUAUUAUAUUAUAGGAAUCAUUCCUUCUGGCUAGGUUUUGGUAUCUUCUAUAUUAUUGAUCUUUUGUUUCUUUAUGUUGCAUUAUAGAACAGUGUGGAACAGAGUUAGUUUAGUUUCAUUAGGAACUGAAUUUGUUUUUAUUUCCUUUUUUAAUACGCAUAAUUUUUUUAACAAGUUAUUCAAAGAGGAAGCUAAUGUUGUACUGAAGAAAAGUGCAAUUUGUACUACUCAACUUAGCUUUAUUUUUUAUGGUAUUUUUAGCAUUGUCUAUUUAGACUCCAAAUAAACAUACUUCACAAACUUGUAGAUUGUUUACAGUCCCCUAUUUUUCUGUAGGAUUGUUGAGAUCAAGCCCUUUGCAUAAUGGGUGGCCAUCUUGGAUGCGGUGAGUGUCAAAUCUACUUAAAACUUAGACUCCAGCCCCGUCGGUACAUAAGAAAUCAAGAUGGCCACCCAUACCGGUAAGCACUCAAUCCUGACAAUCUUAAGAAAAAAUAGGGGACUGUGAACAGUGGACAAACUUCAAAUUUAUUUUGGACCUUGUCAAGUGUGUUAAACAGAGAAAGCACUUCUCAAUCGCUUUCAUAACUCUCUCAUUUUAAAAGUGAAGGAUUUUUGUCUGCAAACUCUUCCGAUCAUUAUACGUUUCUUGGUAACUGACCACCUACCCAUCCCCUAAAUCAAAAUUUUGCCCUAAGUGAGAAGUAAGUGUUAAUGUUGGUUUAGGGGAGGGGUAGGUAGUCAGUUACCCAGAUAUGUAAAGUGAUCCAACUCUUCAACGAGCCAUUUACCUCAUAUUCAUGUAAUCAAGAUCAAAUUUGAAGUGCUUUUCAGAAUACCCUGAAUCUUCGUAAUACUAUUAAAAAUACUUCAUUUCUGGGGUUAAUUUUUAGUUUUCUAAUGCAUCUGCUUUCUUAAUGCUGAAGAUACCAGGGCUUAACCAAUUUAUUGUGAACACUGUAUUAAUAUUAACUUUGUAUAAUAUCGACAUCAGCUCAGACAAUGUAAAUUUUUUCCUUAAAGAAUAUAUUCAUAAAUGGCUGUCUUUCAACUUCAGUGAAACAAAAUGGUUAUUUUGUAAUGGGAAAUGAUAUGUGAGACAUUUUUCUUUUUCUUUUCUUUGCAUAUAAAUGAAGUUCUGUUUGGUUUAUGGCCAGUUCAUGAGAAAGGUAGAUUAAAUAUGGCUUUCAUUUUCAAGUUCUCCUUGUAUCGGAUAAUUUGAUCUAUUAAAUUGCUUGCAAUGAGUCAAGCUUUGCAUUUGUUUAGAUUUGCAGACAUUUGACAUUGCCCCUUAGAGUUUGGUCGAAGUCUGUUACCUUCAUUUCGUAGUAAUAAUCUUGCAAAAGGUUUCAAACCACUCAUUCACAGUAAUUUUUUUAUUUUUGAACAGUACUCUUCUUUACCUUAAACUAAAGCAUUUACUUGCAAGAGCAAAACACCACUAAUUAAAUUUUCUGGCUUGUCAGGGAGGCGCUUAUAAAUGACACAAUUUUAGGUAAUGCUUACUUUUAUUUAUUUCUCUUGUUCAACAACAAUGACAAUAGCAGUGACAAUCAGAGUUUGUUUUGAACACCAAUGUUCUUGCCAGAUCCAAAAAUAACGACAGCAAACAUAUUAGCCAUAUUAAGCAUAGCAAUAAGCAUGGAGAAUUAAUAAAUGUAUAUUUUUUCAUUGACAUAGAGGCCCUUAUUCAAGAACAGCGCCUGUUAAUAAUUUGGCCCCUAAGUGCGGUGCUAUUUCGAGCAAAUACGGUAGCUCUAAUACAUCUUUAACUGAAAGGGGAGAAACAUUAAGUUUCGUGAUGAAACAGUCUCGUUUAGGCAGCCAUUUAUGAAUACAGGUUAUUUGACGAACAUUGUGGAGGAUUUCUUCUUCUAUCUCUCCAUUAAUGUUCCCGGAUAUAUAUUGUAAUAUUUGUACAAAGAGUGCGGGAAAUUUAUUAUUUGUUGUUUGCAGGCGGUGCUGUGUUUAAAUUGCCCAUACUAUAAAUAAUAUAUCGCCAAAGCAAAUGUGAAAAUAACAAUAAUUUAUGGUGUGAUAUUUGUCCAAUUUUUUAAUUGCAUGGUAGAUGUACGGUGAAAGGAGGAGAUUCCAGGUUUUUGAUUCUUAGCUUGUCUAAAUUUAUAUUGAUAUUUAGAUAACUAGCGUGUAACUAGUAUUUAACUCGAUGUUUUAGUAAAAAACAGGAUACCAUUAAACAAAUGAAUGGCUUUACAUGUAAGUAUUAGAGCAAAAGUCACUUGAAUUGCUGUUCAGGAACAAAACGUUUUUCCUGUUUGCGGCAUACAGUCGUUAAUCUGAAGGCAACCUGUCGGCAAAAUCUCGGUAUCAUUUCGGGCUCAGCUUGGUUGGUCGAAUUCUGAAAAAGGGUGGUAGAUUCAAGAUUUUGGAUCCAAUGGACUGUCAGCAGUGUCAAGAAAGCUCGUUUCCAUUAGCAUCUGUCUACUUAAAAUAGACACCGUACUAACAUAUUCAAAAGCCCAUUGAGUGUGUUGAGCCGCA